AUGGCGGCGCUGAGCAGCGGCGGCAGCGCCGAGGGGGCCUCGCUCUUCAACGGGGACAUGGAGCCCGAGCCGCCCGCGCUCGGCGCCGGCUACGCGGGGGGCGGCAGCGGGGACCCGGCCAUCCCGGAGGAGGUGUGGAACAUCAAGCAGAUGAUUAAAUUGACACAAGAACAUAUAGAAGCACUGCUAGACAAAUUUGGAGGAGAGCAUAACCCACCAUCAAUAUAUUUAGAGGCCUAUGAAGAGUACACCAGCAAGCUUGAUGCUCUACAGCAGAGAGAACAGCAGUUACUGGAAUCCAUGGGGAAUGGAACUGAUUUCUCUGUCUCCAGUUCAGCUUCAACAGACACAGUUGCAUCAUCUUCCUCCUCUAGCCUCUCUGUAGCACCUUCAUCCCUUUCAGUUUAUCAAAACCCUGCUGAUAUGUCACGGAAUAACCCUAAGUCUCCACAGAAACCUAUUGUUAGAGUCUUCCUGCCCAACAAGCAAAGGACUGUGGUUCCAGCAAGAUGUGGGGUGACAGUCCGAGACAGCCUAAAAAAAGCUCUGAUGAUGAGAGGUCUUAUUCCAGAAUGCUGUGCUGUUUACAGAAUACAGGACGGAGAGAAGAAGCCAAUUGGCUGGGACACAGACAUUUCCUGGCUCACGGGAGAGGAGUUGCAUGUGGAAGUUUUGGAGAAUGUGCCACUCACGACACACAAUUUCGUACGAAAAACGUUCUUCACGUUAGCGUUCUGCGACUUCUGUCGGAAGCUGCUUUUCCAGGGAUUCCGCUGCCAGACUUGUGGCUACAAAUUUCACCAGCGCUGUAGUACAGAAGUGCCACUCAUGUGUGUCAAUUAUGACCAACUUGAUUUGCUGUUUGUCUCCAAGUUCUUUGAACAUCACCCCAUACCACCAGAGGAGGCCUCCUUAGGAGAGACCACCCCAGCAUCUGGAUCAUACCCCUCAGUGCCCCCCUCAGAUUCCGUUGGACCACCAAUUCUCCCUAGUCCUUCUCCUUCAAAAUCCAUUCCAAUCCCACAGCCCCUCCGACCAGCAGAUGAAGACCAUCGAAAUCAAUUUGGGCAACGCGACCGAUCCUCUUCAGCUCCCAACGUGCACAUCAAUACAAUCGAACCAGUCAAUAUUGAUGACUUGAUUAGAGACCAGAGUUUACGUGGCGAGGGAGGCUCAGCUGCAGGCUUGUCUGCAACACCUCCUGCUUCUUUGCCCGGGUCACUAACCAAUGUGAAAGCGUUACAGAAAUCACCAGGACCCCAACGGGAAAGGAAAUCAUCCUCAUCCUCAGAAGACAGAAAUAGAAUGAAAACUCUUGGUCGACGGGAUUCAAGUGAUGAUUGGGAGAUACCAGAUGGACAGAUCACAGUUGGACAAAGGAUAGGAUCUGGAUCAUUUGGAACAGUCUACAAAGGAAAGUGGCAUGGUGAUGUGGCAGUGAAAAUGCUGAAUGUUACGGCACCCACACCUCAACAGUUACAGGCUUUCAAAAAUGAAGUAGGAGUGCUCAGGAAAACACGGCAUGUGAAUAUCCUGCUUUUCAUGGGUUACUCAACAAAACCCCAGUUGGCUAUUGUUACACAAUGGUGUGAAGGGUCCAGUUUGUAUCACCAUCUACACAUCAUUGAGACCAAAUUUGAAAUGAUCAAGCUAAUUGAUAUUGCACGACAGACUGCACAAGGCAUGGAUUAUUUGCAUGCCAAGUCAAUCAUCCACAGAGACCUCAAGAGUAAUAAUAUUUUUCUUCAUGAAGACCUCACAGUAAAAAUAGGUGAUUUUGGUCUAGCUACAGUGAAAUCACGAUGGAGUGGAUCCCAACAGUUUGAACAGUUGUCUGGUUCCAUUCUAUGGAUGGCACCAGAAGUUAUUAGGAUGCAAGAUAAAAACCCAUAUAGUUUUCAGUCGGAUGUGUAUGCAUUUGGGAUUGUUCUCUAUGAAUUGAUGACUGGACAGUUGCCAUACUCCAACAUCAACAACAGGGACCAGAUAAUUUUCAUGGUGGGACGAGGAUACCUAUCUCCAGACCUCAGCAAAGUACGGAGCAACUGUCCAAAAGCUAUGAAGAGACUAAUGGCAGAAUGCUUAAAAAAGAAAAGAGAUGAGAGACCCCUUUUUCCACAGAUUCUUGCCUCCAUUGAGCUUCUGGCCCGGUCAUUGCCAAAAAUUCACCGCAGUGCAUCUGAGCCCUCGUUGAACCGGGCUGGCUUCCAGACAGAGGAUUUUAGUCUUUAUGCUUGUGCUUCUCCAAAAACACCCAUCCAAGCAGGGGGAUACGGUGGGUUUCCAGUGCACUGAAACAGAAUGUGAAAGCCUGUGCCUGUGUGUCUGUGUGCUGGUGUGUCCUGUGAGUGCAAGGGGUUUGUUCUCAGUUCCUACCAGCUCCGACUGUAGGGUUUGCUGAGGGAACAAAGCCUCACUUCCUAACACUGGGCAUUGAAUGUUCCCAGCACAGUCUGUGUUGGUGACAGUGCCCUGGGAACAGCUGGCACAAGAAGAGCUGUAAUGCCACGUAAGAGACAUGGGAAAAGUCACUUCAAAACAAGCAAAAAUCUUCUUAAGGUUAUCGAGUGUCAUUUUUGCCUGGUUUGAUUGGAGUUAGUUACUCAGGAGUGUAUUUGAUUUGAAUCUACUCAAGCUGUGGUGGUCUGUUGUUUUGGGGGUUGGGGGUUUUUUACUUCAUUUGAGGUCAUUAUAUUUGAGCAAUAAGCUUUAGAGUCUUCGUUUAGUAAUGCUAUUCAUGUGGGAAACACUUGGAAAAAUGAACUUAGCUUCAAGGCUGAACACAGUCAAAACUUUAUUGUGGUCAGCAGAAGUGAGCAGAUACAACACAGAAUCCAAAGAAAGCCCUGACUGAAUAACAUGUGACUCUCAUCUUAGAAGUGGAAGUUUCAAUUAGUACAAUUUAGGCAACAUCUCUUCCUGCAGAAGAGUGGUGAAUGGGUUGGGGUUAUUUUAUGUUACAUUUUUUCUCUAAAUAUUCUGACCUGAUAUAGUUUACACCAUCUCCAAAUGUUCUGUUACAAUGCAACACAGAAGAAAUUCUCAAUCUGCUUUUGCCAAGCUGCAAGGCUAGUACUGGUAAUGGUGCCUGUAUCCUUCAGUUAGUACAGAUUUCAACAUUUAUAAAAGCAUUUUAAAUCUCAAGCAUGACCAAAUGCUUUCAGAGGAAAAAUGCUGCUAACACCCAUAAUAGGAAAAGAAGAUUUGAAAAAGCAGUUUUGUUCAUGGAAAUCAGUGUUAUUCCACGAAUUUUGUUAAGAUGAAAGAUGUUAAUUAUUUUAAUAUUGUUAAAACGCACUGAACAUGCUUCUCUUCAGUGACAAAUUGAUUUUUUUACUUCCAUGUAAAAGCUGCUAGUUUGACUUGGCAGAAGUGAAUCAGUUGGACUUGAUAUCUAACUGAGAAAGUUUGACACCUUACCUGCCAGCUCACUUUGGAGACUGUAUUUUUCUCUGGAGCAUUGCUCUGGAACAAGUGCAUCAGAGUAGUGGUUCAGGUUAUAUCAGUCUUUAAUGUCAGAUGUGAAAAAAAGAAGUGCAGACAGUGUUCUUGCAUGUUAUGAGAUGAGUUAUGUAGUUUUACUUGGUUUAAACUGCUGAACUGUGAGUUUUCACAGAUGACUCUGCAUUGAAAAGAAGCUAUUGCUGCUCUUGUUAGGACUUCAAGGGCCAGAAGUGUUCCAAGGCUUCUGAUUUACACACACACAGAGAAGUUUGCCUGUUGCUAGCAAUACGUUUCUGAAAUAGAUCAGGAAUUCCAAAAUGUUUUGGUUUACUGCUGUCUGGCAACUGAGCCUUUUAAAAUGGGAAGCAGAGAGCUUGAAGAGAUGUAGGCAACUUUUACAUUUUCUGGAUGGAUUAUAAUGGUCUCUUUGGCUUCUGCUGUUGGAAUAGUUUGGGAACUAACUUUUCUCCUUUUCUUAGCUAAGAAAAUUUAGCUGUUGAAGUCUCUGUCUAUGGAAAUAGUUAAAGAGGACAGAAGUUGUUACUGUUUUAGAAAAUCUGUUCCCCAUCUUCCUGGUAGCAUCACCUCAUUUUGGCAGGCUUAUCCUGAAAUGAAAACAGAGCUUAAGUGUUAUUUUCCCCUCUCAUUCUUUAUUUUGUGUAUCUGUUCUAGCAGUGAUGAGGAAUGUUUCCAAAGCUGUGGGGUAUGGUAUUCAGUACAGAGCAAAGAGGAUGCUACUGGGUCUCCUUCAGAACCUAGAAAUGGGGCAUCCCACACAGAAAAGUCUUACCCACACAGGGAGUUGCAGAGAAUGCAGAAUUAUCACCAUUGCCCUGCCCAGGCUUAUUCUUGUUCAGGUCUGCCAGAUCAAUUCAAACCAGUUAUUCCUUGGAGUUAUUUAUCCUCCUUCUUAAGAUUUUUCAUCUGUGUUGUCAGAGCUACAAUUAUAGGGGGGAAGUGCUGCCAUCCUUAGACACAUUUGGCCCCAUUUCCUGCUGUAAGGUCAGUGCAUUCUUCCUGUGUCACCUGUUUUUAUUAUUUUGUGUUCCAUGGCCAUAAUGUGAUUUUAGUUUCUCACUAAACUUUUUAUGAAGCCUAAAAGGAGGCUACUUUGUGGAUCAUUAACUUUGUCUGACAGAGAGGCAUUUAGAGGUUUCAUUUCUGUAAGUUCUAAUUGCUGCUUCAAUGAGAUUUGGGAGUACCUGUGGGAUAAAGGUGCCUAACUACACCUGUGGAUUUGGGCCAGAGUUCUCAAAGGUGCAACUCAGCUAUACUGUUUAGAAACAGAUACCUGUUGGCUCUGAAAACAUGCCUGUGGGACCCUAGGUUUAUCUGGAGGAGUAAUUUAUACUAGGUGAGAUACCUUUUUAUUUUACUUCCCUACGUAUCAGUACAGAAACCAAGUCUGUCUUGGUCCUUUCAAGGUCCUUUGUCCUUGCUUCCAAAUUUUUACUUACCCAGUGGAUAGUAUCCACACAAAAGAUCAGCACAAGAUCCAACAGAAAACUACCUCUUUUUUUAGUUUGUUUUUUCUAUGUCUGUGAAUGUAAACCAGGCAAGGUGUUGGAAUCUGAUGCUUCCCUACAAUAAAUCAGUCAAUAGAUUCAGUAGAUAAGGCUGGCACAGGGCUGGAAGAGAACCAUUCUUCUUAUGAUUCUUCUGACAAACAUGGCCUCUACCCCAGGAUAAGGAGAGCAGAUAAGAUGAUAUGUGUAUACAUUAGUAACCUCAUGAAUUCAGGUAGUUUACAAACUGGUGAGAGUACAGAAUGGUAGCUGCAUCUUAAAUCCGUCCAGGAAUCGGGGGCAGCAGGUUCACUCAGAACAUGCCCUUAUUUUAUUGCAUUGUUUGGAGGCAACAUCAAAGAUCUUGAUCAUCUUUUUAGUCCAGAUUUUUUUGAAAGUGUGCAUUUAAAAUAGUUUCCACUUGCUCUGCAUGAGAUGAGCAUGAAAAGGCUGUAGUAGCUGACUUGAGAGGGGUUUUUAACAAGAGUGUAUUUUCAGAUGCUCUCCAUCCUUUGGAAGGAAAUGGCUUUGCUACCAGUCAAAGCAAAUAUCUGCAGUUCUGCUUGAUAAAAAGCACCUCAGAUGCAUGGCUCACAAUGAAUAUAAAUAUCUGGGGUUUUUUAUUGUAGCAAGUUGCUAAGCAUGUGGUUUCAUAGCUUGAUGUGGAUAGGUACCUAUACCUAGGGAAAGCUGUUACUGGCAAUUGUUUUAUACAUGUUCAACCAACAUAAUCCCCUUAUUAGAUGGCCAUGUUACCUAUUUUGGUCUCCUAUUGAUUUGAGAUCAGAUUAAUACUGGAAUUUUGAAGGGGGAGAUUGAGCAUUAGCUUGUCAAAGAAAAUAUGUUUGCUAAGGUUUUGUUUAAAUGUCAGGGAAGUCUGAAAAUUAUCUUUUUAAGGCUAUCAUUCUAGCUCUUUAUUUCUGGUCCUGUUUUUCCAUUGCUCUUUGCCAAUUAAAGAUGCUGGUUUUUUAUGAAAUCCCUAUAUGACUAUUAAAAUCUGAAUUAUUACCAGAAGUAGGCAGAAGGACAAGAUGAGUAAUGAAGGAGCAAUCUCUUUUUUAUAAAUUGAUCUUUAAUCACCAGUUUAGAAAGGCAGACUGAAAAAUAAAUUAAAUAGAUCAUAUUUUGAAAGUGUAGCUAAGCAUAAAUGUCACUUAAAAAUUGGCCUCACAGGCAAUACUUGGUGACUUUUUUGUCUUUCUCUUAAAAGAAAACAUGUAUUAAACUUGAGAUGUUUCUAGAAGAUACUAUGAAGAGAGUUGGGAGGUCAGUGAAUGUAGCAGAAAAAAACAAGAAAAAAUUACCCAAUAUUUAGAGUAUUUAGAGCAAGAGUUUCAUCUGGUGGUAGAACUAGUAAAAUAUGCAAUUAGAUCCAUCAUGAAGCUUUUAUUCUCUUGUUGUUAUAACUGAAGCCUGCCACCACAGUCUGUAAAGAUAAAGAGCUUGAGGCCUGUCAUAACUCCCUGUGCCACCAUUACUUUGGGUUUCUGGUGUAUUCUUUUCUCAUUUCCUACAAGACACAGAGCCCUUUCCCUGCUUUCUUCAAAUUCCCUUAGAACUGGGUCAGCUCUUCCUCACAGGCCUUUAGAUGCUUUUUCUUCCCCCUCCUAGUGCAGACAACUUCUUGGUUCUCCUCUUUGUAGAGCAAGACAUUGCAUAGAAUUAAAGCUAUAAGCCUAGAAUUCUGUUUGCAUGGCUGUUUCUGUUUUGUUUCUAGUGUUCAGAAUAAGAAUCUUGAGGAAAAAACAAAGCCAGCAAUACAGACACUCUGUAAAAGAUGGAAGGACACCAGAUAGGGAGCAGUUGUUUGAAUGUUAUGGCAUUCAAAACACUUCUGUUAAACAGAACAAAGGCUCUCUUGUGCCUGCUUAUCACUCUUUCAGUAUUAGGAGAGCUCUGAGAAGUGCUGUCAAGAAAGUGGCAUAAACUAAC
Molecule: messenger RNA, 6881 nt
Organism: Sturnus vulgaris (Common starling)
Lineage: Eukaryota; Metazoa; Chordata; Aves; Passeriformes; Sturnidae
Source: RefSeq, a predicted model, not a curated record